AUGGGGGGGGAAGGGGAAUGUCGCUGCAGCAAAAAGCCAGCUGCAGAGGGAUGACAAGGAUUGGGAGAAAGAGAGAUGAAGUAAUGCAGAUAUAGAAAGAGAUGGGGAUUAAGAGGGAUCGAGAAGAAGGAGGGGUGGAAGGAGAUAAAGAGGUAAACAAAAGGAUGGAGGGAGAUACAGAAACAGUGAGAUGAUGGAGUGUCAGAAGGAGGUAUAGAAAGAGAACAAUAGCAGAUAAGAGGGAGAUAUAGAAAGAUGGAGGGAUAGAGAAAAAGAGGGAGGUAUAAAAAAGGAUGCAGGUGAUGACUUUCCCUCUGUCUCAUAGGUUUACAUGUUUGUUUACUGUAGUAAAUGAAUGCAGUGUCACAUUAGUGGGCUUUACACGUCAUAUGAGAACACACCAAUACCAGAGAGAGAGUUUGUAUGAGAGAGAGAGAGAGAGAGAGAGAAAGGUGGGGGGGCCAAGCAAGAGAGAGAGAGAGGGAAGAAGAGGGGGAGAGAGUGUCGUAAAUCACAGCACAUCACAGCGGACGAGAGGGAAACUUGUGAUAAGGAUUGCUCUUGUUUCCCCCUUCCAAGCUUUUCUCUUAGCCUCUGGCAACAUUUUUCUAUCUGAAAGCAUAAAGCUCCGCCGUUUCUCUGAGAGGCUUGUGAGGAUGGAGUGGAAUGAGGUGGAUUUGGUGCAGGAAUUUACUGUUGAAGGACAAUGCAGCAAAAUUAAAGUCCGCUCCUGCAGGAUCACAUGGGACAGCCUGCAGGUUCCCCGUGUGGAGCUGACCCUCUCUGAGCUCCAGGAAAUGGCCACAAGACAACAGCAACAAAUAGAGGCUCAGCAACAGAUGUUGGUCGCCAAGGAGCAGAGACUGAGGUAUCUUCAGCAAGGAGGCAGAUCUAACCAGGGACAGACACAGUCUGAAGCUGAGAAACUGCAGCGGCUGAAGGAGCGAGUGGAGACUCAGGAAGCCAAGCUGAAGAAGAUCCGAGCCAUGAGAGGACAAGUCGACUACAGUAAACUGAUCAACGGAAACCUCUCUGCAGAGAUUGACCAUGUUAGCAGCCUGUUUCAGGAGAAGCAGGCAGAACUGCAGUCUGCUGUGGUCAGAGUGGACCAGUUGACCCAGCAGCUGGAGGAUUUGAGGAGAGGACGCCUUCAGCUGCACUCUGUUGCACCAGCUCAGGGGGCACCCACCGGGUCCCAGGGUGCACCCACUGGCCAGAAAGGAUCCCCCCUGUCUGGUCCUGCAGCCCUGGAGCUGAGGAAACUCUACCAGGAGCUGCAGGCUCGUAACCGUCAUAACCUGGAGCAGAGCAGCAAGUUGGCCCAGAACAAGGAGCUGCUGAACAAGAGGAACACCCAGGUGACGGUGAUGGAUCAACGCAUUGGAGACCUGAGAGAACGGCUGCAUAAGAAGAGAGCAGAAUUGAGUCGUAUGAAUGGAGGAGGCCCGUCCUCGCCUCAGACGUCUUCCCACCCAGGUGGUGGAGUUUCGGGUCGAGUAGCGGCUGUCUGCCCCUACAUCCAGGUUCCAGCGGAGGGGAGACAAGAGGCGGGGUACCCCGUGCCAGCUGACCCACCACCCAAACCCAACCCACUCAGCCACAUCCGCUCCCUCUCAGACGAGGACAGGAGUGGCGUCAGGAAGCCUCCCAGCCAAUGGAAAGUGUCAGAUUUAGACAUCGUCCUGUCAGAGCCCACUGAGACGUGGGAGGGACCUCGGUCCCCUCAGGGGGGCGACAGUAACAACACUAAUGAAGCAUCAUGGCCUAGCAUCAGUAAGAAUGUGUCAGAUUGGAGGACCAACAGUCCAGAACAGCAUCCGUCUGGUUAUGGUACCUACCCCAGUGCCACCCACCAGGCGGCAGGGCAUCACUGUGCCACCAGCUCCCUGCCACGUUCUGCCCCUGGUACACUGGGCUGGCCACGAUCCAGUGCUGCAAAUGCCACCUCAUCCUCCUCUACAUCAUCUUCCUCUUCGCAACAAAUACAGCAACGGAUCUCUGUCCCUCCAAAUUCAAGCCAAGGCCCUGCCUCCACCUCCCAGGCUUCUCCCUUGUCCCCACAAACAGAGCGAACAGAUCCCCCUCCAGCGGUGGCCGUACGUCCCUACGUCCCGGAUCACCCCUCCAGGCCCCAGUCCCCCAGGAAGGGCCCCGCCACCAUGAACAGCAGCUCCAUCUACAGCAUGUACCUCCAGCAGCCUCAGGCCAAAAACUAUGGAUCUCUCAGCAACAGGACUACUCUGAAAGCAGUCUAUGGUAAACCCAUCCUCCCCACCUCCUCCACCUCUCCGUCCCCUGUCCCGUUUCUCCAGGGAGGAGGAGGAGGAGGAGUAAGAGCAGGAGGAGAGGAUGUUACAGAUAAAGAAGGAGGGAAAGGAGGAGGCGAGAGCAGCGAUGGGCAAAUCCUCCCUUCACCCAGCGUGGACAACAUCCCUCGUCCCCUCAGUCCCACUAAGCUCACCCCAGUUGCCCACUCCCAGCUGCGUUUCCAGAGUGACGCUGACCUGGAGGUUCUCCGCCGACGUCUAAGCAAUGCCCCACGACCACUGAAGAAACGGAGCUCAAUCACUGAGCCUGAGGGCCCACAGGGGCCAAACAUCCAAAAGCUACUUUACCAAAGGUUCAACACGUUGGCGGGAGGCAUGGAGGGAGGCUCAGGCAAUACUUUCUACCAGCCUGACUGCCUUUUGGGUGACAUGGACAACAUCCAUUCAGCAAAUGGGAAUGUAGAAUCUGGUGACAAGCACAAAAGUAUGACACCCGUGGAGGGGGAAGUUCAAAACCUGAACUCGGGCUCCCGCCGCUUGUCCCCUCCUUCUGUUGUCACAGAAACAUCCAAAGAGACGACAGCAAAAGCAGAAACUACCAAUAAUGUGUCUCUUUCAAGCCAACCCAGCCCAUCCCCGGCACCUGAUAGGCUAGAAGACCAGAACAAUAACAACCAGAGAGGACCUAGUCCCGCACACAACUCUGUAGGCCACGCCUCCCCUUCUCCAUCACCUCCUGCUCCACCUUCACUGCCUAAGGUGAAGCGAACCAACCUGAAGAAGCCGUCGUCAGAGCGAACAGGCCACGGCCUCAGAGUCAAGUUCAACCCUCUAGCUCUGCUGCUGGACGCAUCGUUAGAGGGAGAGUUUGAUCUGGUGCAGAGGAUUAUAUAUGAGGUGGAAAAUCCCAGUAUGCCUAAUGAUGAAGGCAUAACUCCUCUUCAUAAUGCUGUCUGCGCUGGCCAUCACCACAUUGUUAAAUUCCUGCUGGACUUUGGAGUUAACGUAAACGCAGCCGACAGUGACGGAUGGACUCCUCUGCACUGUGCAGCUUCAUGUAACAGCGUCCACCUCUGUAAGAUGCUGGUGGAGUCCGGGGCCGCCAUUUUCGCCACAACAAUUAGCGAUGUGGAAACAGCGGCAGACAAAUGUGAAGAAAUGGAGGAGGGCUAUACACAGUGUUCUCAGUUCCUCUAUGGUGUACAAGAAAAGCUGGGUGUGAUGAACAAAGGCUUGGUCUACGCUCUCUGGGACUACACGGCCCAGCAGGCUGAUGAGCUGUCCUUCAGCGAGGGUGACGCCCUCACCGUGCUGCGGCGGCGCGACGACACUGAGACGGAGUGGUGGUGGGCGCGGCUUGACGACCGCGAGGGAUACGUACCCAGAAACCUGCUGGGGCUGUAUCCAAGGAUCAAACCCAGACAACGCUCACUGGCAUAAAGCCCAGCCCAGGAGCCACGUGCACGCUCGCAGAGGGCGCAUGCAUACAGAGAAGUAGAGGGGCAGCAGCAUGUGGGCGGAAGCAUUAGCCGGGAAAGCAAGAACAAAGGAUUGAGGUAGUCGGGAGGCUGAGUGAGGGAAGAAAGAGAGAAACAAAGCUGGACUCUGAAGAAGUAACUUUUUUCCCGUUUGUUUGGAUGUGAUGCUGGAACCACAGAGCCACUUUAUGGUAGAAUCAUAAUACAUUUUCACUGAGUCGCUGCAGUUAAAAGAAAUUGCCUGUAUCUCAUUUUGAGCAACAGUAGCUUGGCAACUUCACACGAGUUCAGCCGCAUGAGAGAAGCUGAAUAGAAAAAACCCAGAAAAUGAUCUAUCAUUUGGAUGCAGCUUUGAGUUCUUCCAGCUCAGAACAUGAGCGCAUGAGCUUGGAAUUAUAAGGCUCUGUCUGACAUUUACCCAAACAAUCUUGAUCCUUGAAUGCCACUUUAUUUUUGUAUGGUGUUGAUUAAAAAGAAACACCCAGAUGGAUUUUCAUGAAUCUGAGCUCAUCAUCUGCAAAUGGAUGUGCUCUUCCUCAAUGGCAAUGAACAUGUUAUGUUGUCUGAAAACACUUUCACACUGUGUGGUGUGAAGAUUUAUAUGCAGUAAAUUUACAGGCUGGAUCAGGUGAAAGUAUGUGUGAGAUGUGAAAUGUGAAGUUGGAGAGAGGGAAGUGAGAAGAGAGGACAGAUAGUGUGACUCUGAAUGUGUGUUAAAGUCAGGUUUUGUCAGGUCGUUGAUGGAGCAGCUAUUAGCAGUGUUAGUCGGGAAUAACGUUGGAAGUGCAACAACCAAAAGACUAAGAAACGGAAUGCAACAAGCUUUUGCUGCAUGGUGGCUGAGGUCCAGAUCAACCCACAUGAGCGUUGACAAUGUAAUUUUAUGGCAUGGUAAAAAAAAAAAAAAAAAAAAGAAAAAAAAAGGUUUGAACUGAUAUUAGAAGAAUAUUUCGAUUCUGAUUUCACAAAAUGAUAAAAGAAGCAUAUGGACGUCUCAGCAUUUUACUAUUCCGUGUUUAUGUUGACUCAGCACUGGCGCAUGCUGUCAUAUUAACAUCUGUUCAAGUGCAAAAUGGUUGCUGCUGGUGAAACAGGAGGAAAAGAGGAGGCAAGAAGGAAAACAAGAGUGUGAGAAAUGAAUUUUGUGAAACCAAAGCACAGAGAAAAUGGGUUUAGAGGUGAAAAUGGGAGAGAAGGGAUUCAAGUGACAAUUUUUUCUUCAUUUGAAAUAAAACUUCUGCCAGUCUCUACCCAUUAACACACAAAACCUACACAGUACCUAGUCCUCAUACUGGGGCAAUACUGGUAUAUAGUGUUUAAGGAUUUCAUAUUCGCCAGUCCACUUGAAUACAUCACAUAAAAGCUGUCUUGUCUUCAAAGUCAAGGCAAAAAUUGUCAUAGCAACCCCAGCCUCACCCGGGCACACUGGAAACAAAGUUGAGACGCUAGAAAAUAUAGUUGUAUACAUUAUCCCUAGGCUGACUGGUAAAAUGGGGCUAAACUAGCCGAGAGUGAAUGAAGAGUGUGAAAACAACUUUCUUGAAAUGUCAUCUCUGAUUUUAUUUUUCAUAUUUACAUACUUCAGUAGUUGUAUGAAAUGUAUUAUUCCCUGAUUUGUUGUUUUAUUUAAAACAAAACAUUGAAAUAUGUUUUUCUAUUGUCGUUAUUAUCAUUAUUAUUAUUAUCAUCAUUAUUAUUAUUAGACACAGUGCUCUUGUUUCUUUUUAUCUGGGCUGUGUCAGUCACUCACUGCUGCCACCCAGUGUACAGGACGGUUUUGACACAUUUAUUUCCUUAAACAUGCUGUGUAAGAUAUAAAGCAAUAAGUUGAGUGAUGUUUGAUGUGAGAAUGGCACAUUGGUCUGAGGAGUGCGAACCAUUACUUUGUGUAUAUGCAAACUACACGGCUAAUGUUCAAUAAUAAUAAAGAAAUUAUAAUCCCUA
Siniperca chuatsi (mandarin fish) is the source of this 5689-nucleotide messenger RNA. Its product is annotated as apoptosis-stimulating of p53 protein 1-like. Gene Ontology annotation, cellular component: nucleus. Lineage: Eukaryota; Metazoa; Chordata; Actinopteri; Centrarchiformes; Sinipercidae. The record is from RefSeq and is a predicted model, not a curated record. The transcript has 21 exons. Gene Ontology annotation, molecular function: p53 binding. The coding region runs from base 294 to 3707 and encodes 1137 amino acids. Gene Ontology annotation, biological process: regulation of apoptotic process.